This is a messenger RNA of Prunus armeniaca (apricot), 984 nucleotides long. NCBI's taxonomy places the organism in Eukaryota, Viridiplantae, Streptophyta, Magnoliopsida, Rosales, Rosaceae. The record is from the annotation of a GenBank genome assembly.
AUGGCAGAAACUCUCGUUCUCCGCGGAACCAUGAGGGCUCACACCGACAUGGUUACGGCCAUCGCCAUUCCGAUCGACAACUCUGAGAUGAUCGUCUCGGCAUCGCGCGACAAGUCUAUCAUCCUCUGGCACCUUACCAAGGAUGAGAAGACUUACGGUGUUCCCCGCCGCAGGCUAACCGGCCACUCUCACUUCGUCCAGGACGUCGUACUCUCAUCCGACGGCCAGUUCGCGCUCUCUGGAUCCUGGGACGGCGAGCUUCGCCUCUGGGACUUGGCUCUCGGCGUCUCUGCUCGCCGCUUUGUGGGCCAUACCAAGGACGUUCUCUCAGUGGCCUUCUCGAUUGACAACCGUCAGAUCGUCUCGGCCUCCCGCGACCGUACGAUCAAACUGUGGAACACUCUUGGUGAGUGCAAGUUCACUAUCCAGGACCAAGACGGGCAUGGUGAUUGGGUCAGUUGCGUCCGCUUCAGCCCCAAUACACUGCAGCCCACCAUCGUAUCAGCCUCGUGGGACAAGACUGUCAAAGUGUGGAACUUGACCAACUGUAAGCUGAGGUGCACCCUUGAAGGGCACAAUGGGUAUGUGAACACAGUGGCGGUUUCUCCUGAUGGUUCAUUGUGCGCCAGCGGAGGGAAAGAUGGAGUGAUUUUGCUGUGGGAUUUGGCAGAAGGCAAGAUGCUUUACUCACUUGGUGCUGGUGCUAUUAUUCACGCUCUCUGCUUCAGUCCCAACAGGUACUGGUUGUGCGCGGCCACUGAACAAAGCAUUAAGAUCUGGGAUUUGGAGAGCAAGCAAAUCGUUGAGGAUUUGAAGGUUGAUCUCAAAACUGAGGCUGAGAAGACAGAGGAUACCCAUGCUGCUACUGCUUACAAGAAGAAGGUUAUUUACUGUACAAGUUUGAACUGGAGUGCCGAUGGGAGCACCUUGUUUAGCGGCUACUCCGAUGGGGUAAUCAGAGUUUGGGGCAUUGGCCGUUACUAG